AUGGCGGAGGACAUGGCAUCAAGGCUUGUGGCGGCGUUGGCUUUGACGGAGGACGCGGUGGUGGAUUUUGGGGAGGUUGGUUUGGUGGUGGUGAUGCAGGAAUUUUUCUACUUAGUGGGCCGUUUGAUUCAAAGGAAGGUAGGCAAUGAGAAGGGCCUUCCGAGCACUCUUUCGGCGAUUUGGGGACUUGGUGAUCACUUGGCCAUCUUAGCGGUGGGAGAGGGCCGAUAUCUGCUGUUUCGUUUUCGGUGCUGUGAUGAGUGCAAUAAGAUCCUGCAUGGGGAACCCUGGUUUUUCAAUAGGCGCAUGCUCUUACUUGGUGAGUAUGAUCCUGUAAGGUUGAUUACGGCAAACUAUGGUUUGGACGACCAACUGCCAUCUUAUUGUCCUGAUGAGGAGAGCACUGCAUUGCUACAAUUCAAGCACAGCUUUACUAUCAACGCAUCUGCUUCAAGUUUGGUUGGUGCGUAUCCAAAAGUUUGGUCGUGGAAAACAGCUCAAGGAGGAAACAACACCAGCUGCUGCACAUGGGAUGGGGUCGAGUGUGACGAACAGACGGGUCAUGUGAUUGGGCUUGAUCUCAGAAGCAGUUGCCUCUACGGCUCUAUCAACUCCAACAGCUCCAUCUUUCGUCUUGUUCACCUUCAGAGGCUGAACCUUGCUGAUAAUCACUUCAAUUACUCUCAUAUCCCUACUAGCAUUAGGAAUUUUCCAAGGCUCACCCAUCUCGACCUCUCUGGUUCUGUGUUUUCUGGUCGAGUCCCAUCGGAAGUUUCACAGCUGGUCAAGUUGUCACUGCUUAAUCUUUCUUCCAAUACCGAUCCUUCUUCUGGUGUAGGAUUGUUGAAACUUGAUGUAUCCAACUUCAGAAGUCUGGUUAAAAACUUAACCAGUCUAGAACAUCUUCGUCUCCGUUACGUCAACAUAUCUUCAACAAUACCCCAUUCCAUGGCCAAUUUAUCAUUUUUGACAACCCUCGACUUACAUCAAUGUGAGUUGUUUGGAAACUUUCCUGUAACAGUUUUCCACUUACAAAACUUGAGAAGUCUCUAUCUUAGAGACAACCAAGAUCUCAUUGGUUAUUUGCCUGAAUUUAAUCAAAGUAGUCGUCUCAUAACACUUGAUCUUCACGGAACUAGAUUUUCAGGGAACUUUCCUUCUUCCAUAGGAAAGAUUGAUUCUUUGAAGCAGUUGGAUGUGGCUGCAUGCAAUUUUUCCGAAGGGUUGGUUCCGUCUUCAAUAGGUAAUCUUAGACAACUCGUUUAUCUAGACCUUUCAGCCAACAAAUUUGUAGGUCCGAUUCCUGAUUCCUUCGCAAACCUUACCCAAUUGACUGUGUUUAGGAUUAGUACAAGUCCAUUAACCGGUCCGGUCCCAUCUUGGAUAGGUAAUUUCAGCAAGCUAGUUUACCUAGAUUUUUCGUAUAGUAGACUGAAUGGUUCAAUUCUUGCUUCAUUUUCCAAUCUCACGAACCUCGAGAUUCUUUAUCUUCAGUAUAAUGACCUGAGAGUUCCAGGUUCUAGGAUUGGCUAG
Rosa rugosa (rugosa rose) is the source of this 1533-nucleotide messenger RNA. RefSeq names its product receptor-like protein 7. Bases 1 to 1533 code for a protein of 510 amino acids. The record is from RefSeq and is a predicted model, not a curated record. NCBI's taxonomy places the organism in Eukaryota, Viridiplantae, Streptophyta, Magnoliopsida, Rosales, Rosaceae. Gene Ontology annotation, molecular function: protein binding. The transcript has 3 exons.